AGCCGCUACACAGCGGUCGCCAUUAUUCUUCCUGGCUUGACGUUAGGGAGAAAGACGGUUAAAUACUUUUUAACAUUAUAUUUCCUGGUAAACUGCAACACUGUCAUCCUAUUGCGGCGUAGUCGGUUGAUUAACUCAUAAAUUAGCGACACAUCCUGAGCAAAGAAUGGGGAAACGGUCUGAUACUACAGGUGUUGGAGGCGCCCUUCCCCUUGCCUCCCUUCGCUUACUGGCCUCCCCUCUGCAGCUGACAUAUUCGUACAUAUGGCAAAUCAUACGGCAGCGAAACGUGAAGCAGUAUGGGAAAGUGGAGGAGUUUGUGACCAUGGUGACGCAAACGGUUCCUGAGCUCAUGAGUUUCAAGCAGACUGCCCAGCUCAUCCUGGGGUUGAGAGCAAGGAUCAUUUUGGAAUUGCUUCACAAGGAGGGGCCACCAGAUUCUCGAGCAAUUCAGACUCUCAUAAACAAGUUGAAGGUCUCUGCAUCUUCAGGGAAGGACUCAGAAGUGGAGAAAUCUCAAACAAACUUCAUGGUGCUGGUCCAGAAUCUGCUUAAAAACCCUACUGAAAGGAAGCGCUUCUUCCAGGAGGUGUUCCCUGUUCAGUACGGUACAAAGUUUGACACAGCGCUGCAGGCUCUGACUGCAGGUCUGGUGUGCAAGCUUGAGCAGCUUCUUCCUGUUCCCAAUCUGUCCCAGCUCGGUGCCAUGAUCUCAACCGAGCCCACUGUCCUGGAGGCGUGUGGAGGCUUUAUCCCCGACCCCGGGGACCUGAAGACGCUUCUCCUACACCAGCAGGCCAAAGGACUGCUUGGUGUUAAAGCUACCAUCUCGUCAUCAGUGGGCGACUGCGUACUCUCUUCACUCGCCUUCCGGCCCAAACUAGUAGAACCACCACCACCACCACCACCACCACCAGAACCACCAAAACGAUUAGAGGACACCGUCAUCGAAAGAAGCCCAGCCUCCCUCAGUGACACUGAAGACUUAGGAGUGAUGUCAGAUGACUCCGACAGCCCAGCGAACCCUGCUGCUAGACAACAGCGAAGAGGGCGAUGCAGUGAUAAAAUGGGUGAUGGCGGUGCUGCAAAAGAAACGAGUGUCACAACAACAGCUCAGAGGGAAAAUGUGGUGCAGGAGAAGAGUUCCACACAGGAACAGUCUGCUACGACUCUACAAAGCAGAGGAGAAGAUGAAGCACCAGAAAUACUUGAGAAACCAGAAGCACAGCAACUGCCCUUGAAAUCAAUCCCUUUCAGGGUAGUUCAAGUGCCGAUCAAACCUACCUCCACCUUACCGAAUGCAGGCAGUGCAGCAACUAAAGAUGGCCAAAAGCCCCACACUCAACGAGUCACAUUGCAUCAGUGGGUGUCACAGAUUGCCACUAACUCGCUCUCACUCCCAGCCUUGCCACCUCUUCCUCCGGCCAGUCUCAGUGCAGGAGACGACACGAAGCCAAGCAUGAGAAGAAAAAAGCAAAUUAGGCCUCCAGCCGACAGAUUUACUUGCAGUGUGUGCGAUAAGAGCUUCCCUUAUCAGUCCAAGCUAAUGGACCAUGAGCGCAUUCAUACAGGAGAAAAGCCUUUCAUGUGCACAGCAUGCAACAAAAGUUUCCGAACACAGGCGUUCCUCAACAACCACCUGAAGACCCACAGCACGACGCGUCCUUAUGCCUGUGGACAAUGCGGCAAGUGUUUCACCAAACUGCAGAGCUUGACAAAACACAUGCUCGCCCACAGCGGCCAAAAGCCCUUCUACUGCAACAUCUGCAACAAGGGCUUCACGCAGUCCACCUACUUCAAAAGACACAUGGAGUGCCACACGAGCCAGAUGACUUUCCCCUGCAAGCACUGCAACAAAAGCUUCCCAACGGCUUUCAAGCUGUCAAACCACGAGCGCUGGCACACCAGAGAUCGUCCUCACAUGUGUGAGCGUUGUGGGAAGAGAUUCCUCGUCCCCAGCUUGCUGAAGAGACACAUGGGCUACCACAUUGGUGAUCGCCAGUAUCUCUGCUCUCAGUGCGGAAAGACCUUCGUCUAUUUGUCUGACCUGAAGAGGCACCAGCAAGACCACGUGCCCAAAGCUAAGAUCCCGUGCCCGGUCUGCCAAAAGAAGUUCUCCAGUAAGUACUGCCUGAGGGUUCACCUGAGGAUCCACACCAGAGAGAGACCCUACCGAUGCUCCAUAUGUGACAAGAGCUUCACUCAGGUCGGGAAUCUGAAGGUUCACAUCAGGUUACACACCAACGAGCGACCCUUCAGCUGCGACGUGUGCGGGAAAACCUACAAGCUUGCAUCCCAUCUGAACGUCCACAAAAGGACUCAUACGUGCAAGAAGCCCUGGACGUGUGACACGUGCGGGAAGGGAUUCUCUGUCCCCGGCCUUCUGAAGAAGCACGAGCAGAUACAUACGAGGGACGCUAAUCCUGACUUCUCAGGUAAACGGAGGCACAGGGGUAAGCAUAAGAAGCACUCCAUCAAGAGGAAAUAUGAUGAGGAAGACGAGGGCAGUGAUGAUUAUUAAUCAAAGAAACAUAUUUUGUAUUAAAUAGCUCUGAUCAGGGCUGAUGCUGAUCACUGAAGCAAUGAAAAUAGGCUUGUCCAGAAGGCCACCACAUAAGUGAACCCUUGAACCAUGUAAUUUUCAAAGUUUGACUUGUUUCCUUGUGGUGGUGAUCACCAUCAACAUGAUGGUUUGGGUAGUGAAAACACAUGUUGAAUGAUGUAAUGAUAAUUUUUUUUCUGAUCAUUGAAUUUAAAGACUACCAAUCCCAGUUAUAAUGGGUAUUAGCCGGCUCCAAAUCAUCCAGCUGGAGCAUCUCUACUAAUAAAGUCCAUCGUUUUACUAUGCUGUUCGUCAUAUAAUUAGGUGAUCUGACAAAAUUAGUUAAGGUAGUGUUAAGCUAUCACAUUUUGAGAACAGUAAGAAGGCAACAGAGCAUUUUGAUAAUUUUUUUGGUAUAUUGUGGAGUUGUUAAUUGUUGAUAAUCAUUUUCUUUACAAUGAGUGAUGGGUUUUGAAAGUUGAAGCAAAAAAAUUUUCCAAACGUCAUGCUUUUAAAGAGGCUACCUUAGUAUAGCAAACAUUUAAGACAUUGACAUCAUGUAAACAAAAGUAUUUCAAUGCAUGUGACUGUAGAUGAUUUGUCUGCUGUGUAAUAAAAUGUUGUAUUGUCACUAGGAAACAUUUAACUUUGUUACGGUAUCCUUGUGGAUAUUGUAGUGAUUCAAAACUACUUUCACCACACGCUUUUAUAUGUAACCCUGAAGUGUACACAUUACAACUCUGCUUUUGUUUUAGAUUGAAAAUAGGCUGGUUUAUGUUUGUUAGGAUUUCACUUUUUUUCCAGCAGUAGAUGCAGUUUUAUUGCUCUAUCUGUGUUGAAUUAACACAAGAAAACAUUGAGAAUUUCAAUUUAGGUUGAGCAAAAGAAUCAUUUAACCAUAUGCAAUUGUGUGAUGAGAUUGUGCUGUGAAUCUUAUCUUUCCUUUACUUAUCCUAUUGUAAGCAGCCUUGUAUAUAAACUACAAAGUAAUGUACCUGUUCUCAGUAUUUUUUGUUUUUGAUGUUCUACAGAAAAAAUAAAUAC
Xiphias gladius (swordfish) is the source of this 3586-nucleotide messenger RNA. Its product is annotated as zinc finger protein 184. Bases 167 to 2521 code for a protein of 784 amino acids. NCBI's taxonomy places the organism in Eukaryota, Metazoa, Chordata, Actinopteri, Istiophoriformes, Xiphiidae. The record is from RefSeq and is a predicted model, not a curated record. The transcript has 7 exons.